Messenger RNA from Paraglomus brasilianum, 169 nucleotides. NCBI's taxonomy places the organism in Eukaryota, Fungi, Glomeromycota, Glomeromycetes, Paraglomerales, Paraglomeraceae. The record is from the annotation of a GenBank genome assembly.
GGUUAUUGCACUCCAACAAAUGGAGGGUUAUUGCACUCCAACAAAUGGAGGGUUAUUGCACUCCAACAAAUGGAGGGUUAUUGCACUCCAACGAAUGGAGAGUUAUUGCACUCCAACGAAUGGAGGGUUAUUGCACUCCAACGAAUGGAGGGUUAUUGCACUCCAAUGA